AUUAGAUUCAUGGCUACAAAAAAGGACACAGCCAUGGCUGAGCUAGGAACACCAAUGGCGGUUACACAUGUUCUGAAGUUUCUUCAAGGAGUGUCACUUUUCGGACUAACCUUGCAAUUGAAACCGAGCAUCCAAACAAGUGUCCGGGAUGUCCAGUAG
This is a messenger RNA of Strongylus vulgaris, 159 nucleotides long. Lineage: Eukaryota; Metazoa; Nematoda; Chromadorea; Rhabditida; Strongylidae. The record is from the annotation of a GenBank genome assembly.